AUGGUGAUGUACAUCAUGGAUGGCGAUAUAGAUGACAGUGAUGUAGAUGAUGACGAUGUAGAUGUUGAUGCUGGAGAUGUAGAUGAUGGUGAUGUAGAUAAUAGCGAUGUUGAUUAUGGUGAUGUUGAUGAUGACGAUGUAAAUGAUGGUAAUGUAGAUGACGGUGCUGUAGAUGAUGGUGCUGCAAUUAUGGUGAUAAAUAAUGGUAAUGUAAAUGAUGGCGAUGUAGAUGAUGGUCACGUAGAUGAUGGUGGCGUAGAUGAUGACAAUGUAGAUGAUGGUGACGUAGAUGAUGGUGGCGUAGUUGAUGGCAAUAUUAUGGUGAUGUGGAUGGUUUGCGAUGUAAAUGAUGGUGAUGUAUAUGGUGGUGAUGAAGAUGAUGCCGAUGUAUUUGGUGAUGUAGAUGAUGGCGAAGUAGAUGAUGUAGAUGCUGGCGAUGUAGAUGAUGGUUAUGUAGACCAUGGCCAUGUAGAUGUAGAUGAUGUAGAUGAUGUAGAUGAUGGUGCUGUGGAUGAUGGUGACGUAGAUGAUGUAAGUGAUGGCGAUAUAGAUGUAGAUGAUGGUGAUGUAGAUAAUGAUGAUGGUGAUGUACAUCAUGGCGAUAUAGAUGACAGUGAUGUAGAUGAUGAUGUAGAUGUUGAUGAUGGAGAUGUAGAUGACGGUGAUAAAGAUAAUAGCGAUGUAGAUUAUGGUGAUGUUGAUGAUGACGAUGUAAAUGAUGGUAAUGUAGAUGACAGUGCUGUAGAUGGCGAUAUAGAUGUAGAUGAUGGUGAUGUAGAUAAUGGUGCUGCAAUUAUGGUGAUGUAG
Molecule: messenger RNA, 807 nt
Organism: Anoplophora glabripennis (Asian longhorned beetle)
Lineage: Eukaryota; Metazoa; Arthropoda; Insecta; Coleoptera; Cerambycidae
Product: coiled-coil domain-containing protein 1-like
Exons: 4
Coding region: 1-807 (268 amino acids)
Source: RefSeq, a predicted model, not a curated record